GUGUAUUUUCCACAGUACAGCUUUACCAACUUCCCUUUCUGUACCUUCUUUUUCUUCUCUUGUCUGUUGCUCGUUUCCCCUUUUUUGAGCUGAUUUCAUCUUCCUCCCCUCUUCUUCAGCUAAAGGAGAAGUAAAGUAAAGUAGGAGAUGAUAGCCAUGCCACACUCACUCGUGCUUUUAGAUAUGACUAUAAUCAGAGACCACCCUGGCAAUCAAACAACUUAUUAAUAUUUUUUUACUUUGCCAGACCUGGGACAAUGAGAGGUCCGCAGCCUGCGGGGGGAUGACAUGCAUGUGUCCAGGCUUUUAACAACGUUGAGGAUUGUAAGACUAGUUGGCUGCCGUCCGCCAAGCCAUGAUGGACAUUCUGGCCCUGUCCCAGCAGAGCGCGAGUCUCCGAUGGCACGGAGCGAGAUGUCCCCGAGCCGGGCGCAGCACUCGCCGCCCACACAGAGACCCAACGCCUGCUGCUUCUGCUGGUGCUGCUGCUGUAGCUGCUCUUGUCUCACUAUUAGGAGAGAAGAUGAGAGUCGCCGAAGAUUGAAAGCCCAGGAGACUAAGCUGGAGACCAUACCAAACUGUGAAGCUUGCACCAAACCAACGGUGGAGGAGAUUAAACAGUGGGCUCAGUCCUUCGAUAAGCUGAUGAAGAACCCGGCAGGCCGGAACGUGUUCCGCGAGUUUCUGCGCACAGAGUACAGCGAGGAGAACAUGCUCUUCUGGCUGGCUUGCGAGGAUCUGAAGAAGGAGAUCAACAAGAGCAUGAUAGAUGAGAAAGCACGCGUGAUCUACGAAGACUACAUCUCUAUACUUUCACCAAAAGAGGUGAGUUUGGACUCACGGGUGCGUGAAGUAAUCAACAGGAAGAUGCAGGAGCCAACUCCGCACACGUUUGAGGACGCACAGCUGCAGAUCUACACGCUCAUGCACAGAGACUCGUACCCACGCUUCCUCAACUCAACCAUCUAUAGAUCACUGGUGCAGGGGGGCUCACGCUCCUCCUCUGAAUCCUAGACCCACCUCUCUUUCUCUUUCUCUCUCUCUCUCUCUCUCUCUCUCUCUCUCUCUCUCUCUCUCUCUCCCCCCCCCUCUCCCCCCCCCUCUCUCUAUCCAUUCAUCCUUCCAUCACACAACCACUAAAGGAGAAAGUACAUGUUUAGCUUCUUGUCAUGGUUGGAUAAUCCUCCCCCCUGUUUCGGUUUGACUUCACCUCUCUGUCGUCUUGGAGGGGCACUCCAUCCCUCCGGAAUAUUCUGAACCCGCACAGACUGAAACUGGAAGACACAGGGUUGAAGAAGUAGUCCUAGUCAUUCCACUGCUUGUGACGAUGGAAACAACUACUGAUCCACGCGAGUCUCUUUGUCCUUUGUUCAGUUUGUUUUCCAUAGGUACGUGUACGAACACAGUUUUAGAACUCGUUUUAUCUUUUUAUCUGAUGUCAUGAGUUGACAAAAGACGAGAGAGCCUCUGCAAUAAGACACACACUGGAGUCGACUUUCUCCACUCCGCAUACGACCGGUUUGCCUAUUAUACAUAUACCUUUGACCUGUCCACUGUCUCCCUUCUCUGAGAUCAGCUCAUGGGGUUGGGUGGUGGUGGAUGGCUACGUUUGUUACCGGAGGGGCCGAAAGUUUCCCAGUUGCAAAUAAAAAAAUAAUAAUAAUUUAAAAAUAAUAAAAAAAAAUUUUUAAAAAAAAAGGAAAGAAAAGAAUAUUUAGAACGUUAACGAGUUUUAACAAAUGCUACGGGGAACAUAGAUGUAGAUACAAAGAGAAAAAAAAAAAGCGAGUGGUGAGAAAAUGCGUAAGUCUUAAUUAGACUGGUCACUCAAAAUGCAUUUUAAAUUUAGUAUUGUUCAUGUUAUUUAUUUUCUAUUUUGUCAACUUUAGUUUCUUGUAUAGUCAGUUUUUUAAAAAAAAAUCCGGUACGGAUGACGCAAACCGAGCAAGGUCACGAGUGCUUCAUAGUGCACUGUGUGUGGUGUGUGUGAGUGUGUGUUAGUGUGAGAGUGGGUGAGAGCAUGCAUGUGUCUGUAGGUAAGCAAACCUCAGCCUCUCUGGCACGUCCUUAUUUACAGGAUGAAAAGCUUGAUGGGUCACAUGACCUUUGUCCUUGGCAAAAAUUGCAGAAAAAAAGAAAAAAAAUCAGAGAUGCUGCUUUUUGGGUUUCUUUAGUACUUCUUCAGUAUUGUAAUAUUUUGGCAAAUAAACUCCUUAAUUCAGAUGAAUUUAUAAGGAUGGUUUAUAGAUGCAAAGCACCUCAAAAACCUCUCGUGCAUGUGUUAUUUUUUCACAUAUCAAGCGAAACCAGUGUUAGUGUUGCUAUUACCUUAUUACCUGAACAGCUGCACUGUGAUUGUCCUCACUGGCUGUCCUUCUCUUCACAUCCUCGUUUAUUAAUCACAAGAGGAAGCAACCUGUAAGGCUUUACUUAAUGAUGCUCACUUCAAUUAGAAUAAAAACCAGAACAACCCCUAGCAGAAAAUCCCCUUCAGUUAUAUUUGGAGCCAAAUCAGUCUGUCAGAGGUGGUGGACUCUGGCAGAACACCAAGCAUUUUAUAGCAAAAGUGGUGCUUCACAUCUAUGACAUUAUGCGUCCUCGUUGACAUUUCUACAGUUUGUGAGUAGUCACUUAUAGCAUGACGAAUGGAACUCUGCCUGAGCAUCUGGGCCUUGACUUGACUUGUGCAGGACUUGCAUUCAUUGUGCUACAGGAAUGUUUUAAAGUGCACAAACAGCUGUAUUGAAUUCAUCUGAUUUUAGGACCGCCAAAAGUCUGAAAUUAGGCUUCGGCGCACAGAGGCUUGGGAUGGGACUUCAGUGAUAUAAGAUGGUCACAGAUAUCAGCAAGCAAACACACACACUAAGGCCUUGUCCACAUGUAUAUGGAUAUUUUUGAAGACAGUAUGUUGGGGCACUGAAAAUGAAACCACCUGAAAUUUUACAUUUUAAAACUCACUGUUUUUUUGGGGGGGAAGGAAAGUGUUGCUUCCAGGAACUGUGUAGAAAUUAUUAAUAGGACCUAAGCAUUACCUUAAUCACUAGUUCCAUCUGAGUGUCAGGCUACAUUUGUGAAUUUUUCAUUUUAGAGCUUUAAUCGAGCCGCAACACUGACCAGAAGAAAACAGUAAAACAAGAUGAACGUUUUACUAAAUUACUGAAUUUACUUUUGUUGUUUCUCCAAAUAUCUCUACCACUCAGUGCACAUGCUUACAACAGUCUAUAAAAUACUACACUAUAUUGGCCAAAAGUUUUGGGACAUCUGCCUUUACAUGCACAUGAAUGUAAUAUGGAGUUGUCCCGCCCUUCGCAGCUACAACAGCUUCAACUCUUCUGGGAAGGAUUUCCACAAGGUUUAGGAGUGUGUUUAUGGAAAUUUUUUUACCAUUCCUAUAGAAGUGAAUUUGUGAGGUCUGUGUGAGGUACUGAUGUUGGACGAGAAGGCCUGGCUCACAGUCUAAUUUAUCCCAAAGGUGUUCUAUGGGGUUGACGGUCAGGACUCUGUACUGGACAGUCAAGUUCCUCCACACCAAACUCACUCAUCCAUGUCUUUAUGGACUUUGCUUUGUGCACUGGUGUGCAGUCAUGUUGGAACAGGAAGGGGUCAUCCCCAAAAGCAUGAAAUUCUCCAAAAUGUCUUGGUAUGCUGAAACAGUAAGAGUUCCUUUCACUGGAACAAAGGGGCCAAGCACAACCCCUGACUGAAUUUAAUGAUUUGGAGGGGUGUCCCAAAACGUUUGGCAGUAUAGUUUAUCUCCAUCCAGUUGAUUGGCCUGCUCAUACAAACAAUUUUGCAUUUUUUGCAUGGACAGUGAUACUAUAUGAGCACAAGUGUGUGGAGACCUGAUUAUAACAUUCCAUAUGUGGGUUUUUCUCGAAUUGUUGCCACAAAGUUUAAAGCCCAAAUUUAAAUGGGAAUAAUUUCCCAAAUUGACUAUGUAUGCUUUGGUAUUAAGAUUUCCCUUCACUGAACCUGUUCCAGCAUGACAAUGCCGCUGUGCACAAAAGUCCAUAAAGUCAUAGUAUGCUAAGUUGUGGAUGAACUCAUCCCCACUGAACACUACUGAGCUGAAUUUAUACACCAUGCCUUCUUGUCUGAGCUCACCACAGCCAAGGUCCAAAAUCCCCCCCCCCCCCCCAAAAAAUGUGCAGGCUGUUAACAGUAAAGGGAGGACCAGCCCCGUUAUAUUGGAAUGGGAUGUUCAGUAAUCAAUUGUCCACAUACUUUUGACCAUAUGGUGUAUUUUUAAACAUGCUGAUUGUGCAAAUUUGUUCUUAAAAUAAGAACCAUGUUUUCAAAAAUCACUGUAUGUUUGUGGAUGGGGCCUUAUAGACACAAACCCAGCUUUAACCCUUACUGUGCUGAUAGUGCUGGUACUGUAUGUUUAGAUGAUAAUCUUUUUUUUUCUUCUGGAAAUUACAAGCUGUAGCCUAUUCGUGUAACGCUGGGUGGAUGGGUUGAGCUGAGCUGAGGCUUAUUAUACCUUUUCCCUUCAAUAACUCCCUAGAACACUUGGUCUAUUAGUAGUACAUCAAGGCUACUGGAGUUGUGAAGACGUACUUGCUCACAGGGCAACUAUGAUAAUAAACCCUUAAUGCCAGCUGACCUAAACAUUUAUAAUAAAGCCGCUUGCAGGUUUACCUAACAUGACUGAUAUACCAGAUAUACACUGAGCUUCAUGAACAUCAUGUAUUGUGACAUUCUACUGCUUGGAAAGUGUCACAACGCAGCCUUAUGUUAUCUAAACUCUGUUACUUGACUCAGGUGUUAUGUCAACUUGACUUGAAACCAACAAAGCUGUCUUUAUGGCAUUCGAUGCCUGUCGGAAAAAAAAUCUAUCUAUAUUAAAGUAGGGGUAUAUAAAAGUUGUUAUGAAGGGCUUAUGCAGGUGGCAUGUAGCGCUAUGAAUGGCAAGUGAAAUGUUUAGGACAUAUCUACUAAAGGGGCUUCGAUUUAAAGAAAAAUCUUGUUAAAGAAUGGCUGCAAGUCUGUAAAACACUUCCAGAAGCCUUGAUAUGGUACUGCUAGAAACCUCAGUGACUAAAAACCUUCAUAUAAAGCAAAUACGUUUUCCAUAUACUACUGUAAAAGUGUAGAAAAAGUGAUCACUGUAUACUAUAUUGAUUUUUACGUUUGUCUCCUUUAAAAACCUAGGAAUUAUCCAAUCUGGCAACUCUCCAAACACUUUCAAUAAGCGCUGUCUCCUAGUCAGGGUCGAGGCGGAUCCGGAGCCUAUUCCCGGGAACACACCCAGGAUGGGAUGCCGGUCCAUCACCGUGGUACCAGUCCGCAAGCAGUACAUGUUUAUCAUUAUGUAAAUACUAGGCCUGGCAUGACAGUGCAGUUUCAUCUAAGAGCAUUAAAGUCUAUUUAGGAUUCCGUAGCUGCUCCUACACACACACACAAACGCUUUAACAUUCCCACACUAUAGCUCAAACACAACACAAAGUUCUAUGAAAUCCAUUACAUUUCUAUAUACAUCAGUUAUUUUAAUUAGCAUGAUGCCUCACCUAAAAAAAGAAAAAGAAAUGGUCACUUUAUAACCAGCUAGCUUUCUAGGAUUUCGUUUCGCUGUAGUUUCUAGCCGCCUCGCAUGCACCGCGAGUGCUACGAACUCCAUUUUGGUGUUGACCUGAAAUCGAUGCUGGUGCUACCACUGUGAGCUUGUGUACCUCCCAUGCCCUCUGCGUCUGUACAUUUCAAUAAUGUGAAUUUGAACGACAACCACUGUUCUGUGUGUGUGUGUGUGUGUGUUAGUCCUCAGUGCGAGAGGAGAAUUGGGCAGAUCCAAUAGGCAGUGUUAUGAACUCUUUCAUUACGGCACUGAUCUAAAUACUGUUUUUAUUUGUUCAUUAGCUGUAUUUGUGUAAAGCCAUUUCUACCUGACUGAGGCAUACCUUUCCCCUGAAAUCCCCAGUCUGGAGGACGUUUUGGGUCAAUAUUGUUUUGAGUAUCCUUGCUAUUUGUAAGGGCCUCUCCAGUACCUAAUUAGCUUAUUAGCUCAGGUGACUUAUUUUAUUUUAUUUUAUUUUAUUUUUUUUGGAGGGCUUGGGUAUCGACCGAGUGUGUAACAGAACAGCAAAACCUUCUAAAAGACAACCUGAGGUUAUUUUGGUUUCAGAUUCAGUGGGGCUAUUUAUAAAUGUAUAGAGGAGCAAUAAAAUAUUCAAUAAUUUAAAUUGAGGUAGUAUAUGGCCUACCAAUCAUGUAAAGUCUAAAAUAAAAAUAAAUCCUUACUCAAGUGAAAGAGCAAAAGUUAAAAUACAGCUUCUAUUUUUUUUUUUUUUUUUUUUUUGUUACUCAGGGUAAAGUACCAGAUACAAAACAACAGGUAAAUAUUUGGAGCGAUAGAUAUUAGGUCACUUUUAUUAUUAUUUUUUUUUUUAUCAUAUUAUCAGAUUUUAAUCAUAACAAGCUCAUCCUCAUUUUUCCCUCCAUUUUGGUGUAAGUCAUAGCACUAGUAUAAAUGGGUACAAAUAUGAUGCGGAAAAAUGUAGGAAUGGACAAAUAUAUAUAUAACCGCAUUAAGCGACCAUGUCACGCCCAUUAGAAUGUAGAACUUUGAUCAAUUCCUUGCACAAAAAGUUCCAAAAAAUACUGUAGAUAUUAUAGAAUUAGCCAAUUUAUUUCCGAACGUACUUGAACCUUCCACCAUUUGUGAGUACUUGUUUGGAAGCUGUUCAGAAAAAGAAUUGAACACAAUUGAUCACCACGAAGACAGAUUCAACACACUCGCUGUGUGAUGGGAUCGAUGAACCACUCUGUACAUAAUCCAGCUAGUCAAAUAUUUAAUUAUGGGCAGUUUUGCUAUCCAGCAUGUACACAUGAUCAUCCACUCUGAUAUUAUUUUAAAGGUGUACCUGUUUUGAGUUUGGAUUAAACCCACUGAAUUCAAGUGACCAGUUAAACUAAUAACAUUAAUACGAUAAUAGAUGAUGGGGGGGGGCAUAAUUGAAAACACAGUGCUGGUCUCUUUCUCCUGAAUACUUAGACUUGAAUUCCCACCAAAUUGAAAAGAUCUCUCUCUUUCUGAUUUCUUGUUAUAAUGAUGUAAAAAAAAAAAGAAGACAUUUCCAGUCCUCAUCAGUGAGAGUUUGCGUGUGGUUUAUGUCUAGAAACGAAAUCCCACGAAAGAGCUCAUUCAAGCACGGCCCUCCCACCUCCCCGUUAUCCCAUUAUAUGUCACAUCUGUAAAUAUCAAUUCGACAAAGAAUAUAUGAGAUAGAAAUAUCAAAAGAGAAUUUAACCAUAGAAUCAGACGUUCUAUUUAGAAUUAUUAGAGUUAGAUUUAUCAGCUUAUUGGCCAAACGGGAUUAAUGAUACAAUUUUUUUUUUUCUUCUUCCUCAAACAAAAUACCAGUUGUGCAUGACAAUGUACAUUUGCAUUUAUAACAUAUAUAUACAUAUAUAUAUAUAUAUAUAUAUAUAUAUAUAUAUAAUGUGUGUGUUUGUGUGUGCGCAAUUUAGUAAUUUAGUCUUGUUCAUAUUUUCCAAUAAGAUGUGACCAGUCUAAGGCGUGUACGAGGGGCGUGUACGAGGGGCGUGUACGAGGGGUGUGUACGCGCUUCUGUAAUAAGUGUGUGAGGUUCAGUGAACCUGUAUAAGACCGUUCAGUGAGGUUAAGGUGUUAGUUGGGCCUUUGGUCAAGAUUAUUUUUAUCCUAGAUUUCUACGAAAAUGUUUAAAGACAUAUCAACCCUCAACCCUCUGUAACUACUUCACACACUAGACAAAACAUCACAGCACAGGCCAAAACAGACCUUUUUUUAUUAUUAUUAUUUUUUCCACAGCUAGUGUUCGAGCUAGAGAGAAGGACUCUUGAGACGUAUGCUCGCUUAUGUUUACAUACAUUUCUCUAGGUGCCAAAUUAGCCUAGCCUUCUUACAGUCUGAGACUGAACAUGUGGGACUACAGAAGAACUGUGUGUUAUAAUGCUCUUCUAAUAAUCCUCUGCAUAAUUAAUGUAUGUCCAAGGCUCCCCCCCCCUCCUCCUCCAUGAAAAUGUGUCCCUUCUUUUUCUGUACUACUUUUGUCAUGUACGAAUGCUGUGUGUUACUUCUUCAGAGAGUUUUGAAACCUCAUGGCUCAGUCUCACACACACACACACACACACACUUACAUUCAUUUUCCUUGCUCGUAUGUUGUUUUUGCUUCGUCCUGCUAUCCAGAGCAACGUGCCACACAGCAGAGACGCACGUUCCACACUCAUGGACUUUUACGGGACAGUUAUUUAUUGACGUUAGCAUUACAUUUUAUAAAAGUAUGCGUAUGGACCAAAAAGCUUUUAUUUUGAAGAUUCUCACCAGUCAGAAAUUUUACAUCCCCACCACCACCGAGGCCAUAUCAUCCCAGUUUUGGAAGAUGACUUCAUUAAGAAAUGAUCCUCAUUCAUUCCUUGACUUUGAAAUAGGUUGCAUUUUUUUUUAACGUUUUUAUUUUCCCUCUUUUUUAAAAGAAGAUAUGAUUAUAAUGAUAAUAAAGAUGUUUGUGUUAUUAUUCAGCUGUGAUGUUUACAACAUUGUGUGGAUUUACAAUGGCAAUAAUUGUGGGGUUUUAAAUAUGUUUCAAAAUGACAUCAUAAUGUCUUGAAAUAACGGGUUAUUAAUUUGGAAUAAUGAUUCGUGUCAUGCCUGUAGAUUCUCAAUUUACAGCUCAUAAUAGUUCAUAAUAUAGUAAUAUUACACUAUAUUGCCAAAGGUUUUGGGACAUCUGCCUUUACAUGCACAUGAAUUUAAUAUGUUUCAACUCUUCUAGGAAGGUGUUCCACAAGGUUUAGGAGUGUGUUUAUGGGAAUUUUUGACCAUUCCUCUAGAAGCACAUUUGUGAGGUCAGGCACUGAUGUUGGACGAGAAGGUCUGGCUCAAAGGUGUUCUAUCAGGUUGAGGUCAGGACUCAGUCAAGUUCCUCCACACCAAAUUCGCUCAUCCAUGUCUUUAUGGACCUUGCUUUGUGCACUGGUGUGCAGUCAUGUUGGAACAGGAAGGGGUCAUCCCCAAACUGUUCCCACAAAGAGCAUGAAAUUGUCCAAAAUGUCUUGGUAUGAAGCUGAAGCAUUAAGAGUUCCUUUCACUGGAACUAAGGGGCCGAGCCCAACCCCUGAAUUCAAUGAUUUGGAGGGGUGUCCCAAAACUUUUGGCAAUAUAGUGUAUGUAUAUU
Messenger RNA from Hemibagrus wyckioides, 9155 nucleotides. It is a transcript of the gene rgs19, whose product is annotated as regulator of G protein signaling 19. Lineage: Eukaryota; Metazoa; Chordata; Actinopteri; Siluriformes; Bagridae. Bases 289 to 1014 code for a protein of 241 amino acids. The record is from RefSeq and is a predicted model, not a curated record. The transcript is spliced from 6 exons.